This is a messenger RNA of Cutaneotrichosporon oleaginosum, 1523 nucleotides long. RefSeq lists its product as uncharacterized. The record is from RefSeq and is a predicted model, not a curated record. NCBI's taxonomy places the organism in Eukaryota, Fungi, Basidiomycota, Tremellomycetes, Trichosporonales, Trichosporonaceae.
CACGCUUGUCGAGCUUACUCCCAACUCACAAUGCCACCCCGCGAGGCUUACUACGUGCCCUUUGACGGCCCCUCGGACGUUCCAUCGCCUCUCACGCCACCACACUGGCUUCCCCUCGCACCGCACCCAGGCAACCCCGCUCCACGAGCCCCGGUCCGCCCAGCGCUGCCCUCUCCGCCAGAGGGGUGGACGCGGACCUUCCACGCGGUGCCAGCAGCAUAUCCGCGGCAGCUGAAGGAGGCGCACGGAUCACACUCGCGCGACUCGCACCCGUUCCGUGACGAUGGGCCAGAGCCUACAACGAGUGCGGAGCGCAGGGAGCGCGCAGAAAAGGAGGCGUUCUCCGCUGCACACUCGAGAUGGGGGGGCACUGAGUGGGACAUGGAAGAGGCACUAGCUGCCGCACCGAAGGGCCUGUUUGUGGCUGCUGAGCGGUGGCGCCGCGACAAGCCGAGGGGAGGACACACAGUCGUGUGCUCGCACGCGAACGGAAUGCAGAAAGAGCAUUGGCAGCCAGUGAUGCGGCGGAUUAUUGCGGCUGAGGCCGGCGAGCCAGGUUAUAUCUUUGGCACGGACCGCCCGCUCCCCGCAACACCCAUGGUUCUGGACGACAUCUGGAUGCUUGACGAUGCGAAUCACGGCGCGAGUGUCGACCUCAAUGCCGGCCUCCUGGGCCCCGCCCAGAUCUGGGACGACACGGCGCGCGACCUCCUCAACUUUAUCGUGCACGUCCUUCCGGGCGUCAAGGCCGACGACUCCAUGUCCAGCGCUUGCAUGCCCUGGAACCAGCCAUGGCAGCUCCAGUGGCGGCGCGACGGCGAGUACCCGCCCGUCAAGGUGAUCGGGUUUGGCGCGAGCUUCGGCGGCAUGGCGCAGGUGCGUGCGGCGGCCGCCGCGCCAGAUCGGUACGCCGGCAUCUUCCUGGCGGACCCCAUGCUCCCGCCUCGCACGCGGACGUGGGAGGGCGUGCUGGCAGAGCCUGAGGUCAUGCUCCUGCGAGUGCGGCAGGCGCUCAAGCGCCGCGACGCGUGGCGGUCUCGGGACGAGGCGCGGCAGAGCCUCCUCCAGAGUCCGUUCUACGCCGCGUUCCACCCCGAGGCGUUUGAUCUUGUUGUCUCGCACGGGCUCGUGCGCAAGCCCGGUAGCGAGGAGGUGACGCUCGCCACACCGGCGUGGUGCGAGGCCGCCGUGUUCUGCGAGGGCGUGGCGCACGCGCGCGGGUGGGAUAAAAUGCCCGGGCUGCGGGUGCCGAUUGCGUUCUAUAUGGCACGCGAGAACGACCGUACGAUGGGCGACAAGAUGACGCGCGAGAUUGUGUGGCGCGCGCCGCUUGCACGCAAUGAGCGCAGCAUGAGUGCCGGACACCUGCUCGUGCAGGAGGACCCGGUGGGGACGGCGGAGGCGGCGAAGCGCUUCCUCGCCACCCUGGCGAGUGGCAGAUGGGGUAGCAGCCCAGAAGAAAUCCGUGCGAGCUAUGAACAGGAGACCAAGGCUAGAUUGUAGGCAUGAAAAGCAUAUCGCGC